AUGGGCAGCGUGGAGCAGGGCCUGGGGCGGGGCUUGGCCCUGGCGGCGGGCGCGGAUUGGCACGCUGCGAAUCUCCCUGCUGCCUUACAAGGCGGUGCGAGGCGAGCUAUUUUUAGAGGGCUAUAUAAGGGGGCCGAAAAGGCCGUGCGGUGGCCGGGGAGUGCGAGCGCGAGGGAUUGGGAGGGUAGCGGCGACACUUGCACCGGCUCCCGGGACGCCGAGGCGACUGGGCUCGGGCCGCACGCCGGCCUCCGACCUUCCCUUGGGCGCCAGGUGGAGCCCCAGGCGGCCGGAGCCUGCGCCCCUCAGAGGGGAGAGGGUCGCGUAUCGCCGUUCUGGCGUGGACGCGGCCGGUCAGGAGGCUGCCAGGGUGCAGAGAAGAAGCGCCAGAGAAGGAAGCGCCACACAAUGGAGCAGAACAAAGGGGAAUGCGCGAAAACAGCGGCCUGCCCCCGCCUCGCGCGCCGCGCGCAGUCCCCGCCCCCAGCCCCGCCGGCGCCCCUGUGCGUGCCGCCGCGCCCCGCCCCGCCCCGCCCGCCCAGCCUUCUGACCCGGCGCCGGGGACCGGGCGGGGGUCACACUCGGAGUUAGA
Molecule: messenger RNA, 592 nt
Organism: Balaenoptera musculus (blue whale)
Lineage: Eukaryota; Metazoa; Chordata; Mammalia; Artiodactyla; Balaenopteridae
Product: anoctamin-8-like
Exons: 2
Coding region: 1-591 (196 amino acids)
Source: RefSeq, a predicted model, not a curated record